AUGGUCGGACAACGUCGUGCCAUGCAAGCAGAGGAGGCGGCGGAGGUGGAGGUGUUGAAUGCCAAUCUGUCCAAGAUGAAGUCCGUUUCGAAGAAGAUCCAGGCAUCCAUGUCUCGACUCGAGCAAUCCGGGCGUAAUGUGCAGGAAGCUAUCGGGCCGGUGUAUGGCAAUACUCAGCGUCUUCAGGUCCAGAAUGCGAACAUUGAUCGGAUACUAGCGGCGAUAGACAAGGUGACACAGCCAUUGGACUUGAAGGACAGGGAGGAGAGAAUAUUGCGAAGUCGACCGGACCGAGUGGGUUUGCAGGAGUACAUUGGCAGUAUCGAUCGUACGAAUCAGGCAUUGCAGAACCUACAACAAACGAAUCUGAGGUCAAAUCAGCAGGCUAUGGCUGAGCUGAGCAGUCUGUUGGAGAUUGGGACAGCGAACUUGGAGGGCGAGUUUCGGGAUAUGUUGAAGCAGGACUCGAACCCUAUCGAACCACUGAAGCAGAUCACCACUGGGAGCCCAUAUCCUCGGAUCAGUUCUGGCAAGUCCGGUCAGCUAAGAACCAUGCAUGCGCAUAUCACUACAUAUGCCGCACAGUCGACUGCGCGGGGCGACCUUUUGCCAUCGGCUAAAGCUUAUGCGAAUGAGAGAGGUCAUUAUCUCAUGAUGUCGCUGCAAAAUCUGGCGACAGCCUGCAAAUCUACGGCAAGAAAAGUCGAUGCAAAUGCUAUCUAUCGCCAGGGUAGCAAUGGUAUCGGCUCCUAUGCGCAAGGUAUUCUUGGCAUGUACACCACGGAAUACGACAACAUAUGCCACAUCUUCAAUCGAGAAGAAUGGGGCCCGGUACUGCAGGCGACGUGUCAAAGCUCGCUACAAGCCUUCGCCGCGACAUUGCAAGCGCUGGACACGCACAUACGGGAGAACAUGCAAACGGACUGCUACCUCGCUUACGAGAUCAUCGAGGUCGUCUCGAAUACGUCUAUACAGCUGGAAAGCAAGACUGGCGAGCUGAAAUACGCGAUGUCCGACGCCCUGAAACCGAUACGGGAGACAGCCAAGUCAUCUCUAUCACUCCUCCUCAAUACCACAAGACAGCAGAUACAACAAAUGCAGUCUCUACCACAAGAUGGCAACUCUGUACCGAUCACAGCAGAAGUCAUGACUCGACUGCAGCUCAUGACAGCAUACCUUUCGCCUCUCAGUAGUAUUAUGCGCUCACUUGGCGACGGUGGCUGGACACAGACGCCUUCCGCAGGCAACUCAACAGCCUCAAUCCCGACCCUCAAAUCCUUCGACGUAGGAGCCGACGGCAAGCAACUCUUCGCUCACUACGCCACGGACACCAUCGAUGUCCUCCUCAGCACUCUCGAAACUCGUUCCCGCACCCUCCUGCGUGGCAAAAGCCUUCAAGCUGUCUUCCUCGCCAACAACGUAGCAAUCGUGAGCCGCAUGAUCACCUCUUCCGAAUUAGACUCCCUAUUAUCGCCAUCGUCAGGUGGGAAGUUAGAUACUUGGCGCAAGAAAUCUACCCAAUCCUACACAGAUGCCUGGAAAGAACCCUCUUCCCACCUUCUCGAUGUCCAGUUCACAGCGAAAGCGCCCCGACCACCCUCCACCGGCGCUGCCGUCGACAGUACAGCUAUCCUCAAAGCUCUGUCAUCAAAGGACAAAGAUGGCAUCAAGGAAAAGUUCCGAGCCUUCAAUGCGUCUUUUGAUGAACUGGUUGCGAAACACAAGAGUUAUAAGAUGGAGACUGAGGUGCGGAGGCACCUGGGUAGGGAUGUACAGGGCUUUAUUGAAGCGCUUUAUGGGAGAUUUUGGGAGCGGUAUCAUGAGGUUGAUAAGGGGAGGCAGAAGUAUGUCAAGUAUGACAAGGGGCAGAUGGGGCAGGUCUUGGCCAGUCUGUCUGGGUAG
Messenger RNA from Recurvomyces mirabilis, 1902 nucleotides. It is a transcript of the gene EXO70, whose product is annotated as exocyst complex component exo70. Bases 1 to 1902 code for a protein of 633 amino acids. The record is from RefSeq and is a predicted model, not a curated record. Gene Ontology annotation, molecular function: phosphatidylinositol-4,5-bisphosphate binding. Gene Ontology annotation, cellular component: exocyst. Gene Ontology annotation, biological process: exocytosis. Lineage: Eukaryota; Fungi; Ascomycota; Dothideomycetes; Mycosphaerellales; Teratosphaeriaceae. The transcript has a single exon.